ACAAAAUCCACCCACAUAGGUCCCGCUGGGUAAAUUGACUUUCUCUUUCACACGUUCUCUGAACAAUUUUUUGCCUCUGUGUGAAAAUAGAGCGUGGCAUUUUCUGCAAAUUGCAUUUAGACCAUUUGUGUGCCCCCACGUGUCUCCCGAGAGGUGCCCCCGUCCUGCUGAAGUGUCUUUGGGAAGGAAAACCAAAAUGAGUGGCCAGGAGAAGCCCGCGCAGGAGAUGGAGAACGGCGAGGAGCCGCAGCAGAAGACGGCGAAGCAGCUGGAAAAGGAGGCCAAGAAGGCAGCCAAGUUGCAGAAGUUGCAGCAGAAGAUGGACAAGAAGAGUGCUGCUCCAGCUGUGACCAAGGAGAAGCCUGAGAAAAAGGUGAAGGAAAUCAAGGAAGCUGCAGUUUAUGAAGGGAAAACAUUGCCGGGAGAGAAGAAGGAUCUCUCAGGGAGCUUCCCAGAUGCAUACAGUCCAAAGUAUGUGGAGGCUGCAUGGUACAGCUGGUGGGAGAAGGAGGGCUUCUUCAAGCCUGAAUAUGGGAGAUCUUACAUCCGGGAAGCUAAUCCGAAGGGUGUCUUCUCAAUUGUGAUUCCCCCGCCCAAUGUAACGGGUUCUCUGCAUCUCGGGCAUGCCCUGACGAAUGCCAUUGAGGAUGCCAUAACGCGAUGGCAUCGAAUGCGCGGCAGGACAACGCUGUGGGUUCCGGGAUGUGAUCAUGCCGGGAUUGCGACGCAGGUGGUGGUUGAGAAGAAGCUGUGGCGAGAGCAGAAGCUGACACGGCACGAUAUUGGCCGGGAGGCUUUCAUUGAGCGCAUCUGGGCGUGGAGGAAUGAGAAGGGGGAUCGAAUCUACGAUCAGCUGCGGCGUUUGGGAUCAUCGCCGGAUUGGAGUCGUGUCGCCUUCACGAUGGACCCAAAACUCUGUCGAGCCGUCGUGGAGGCCUUUGUGCGUCUCUACGACAGUGGGUACAUCUACAGAAGUAGCAGGCUUGUCAAUUGGUCCUGCACCCUCCGUUCAGCCAUCUCUGACAUUGAAGUGGAUAAAAUUGAGCUUCCCGGAAGGACUUUCCUCUCAAUUCCGGGGUAUGAGAAGCCCGUGGAGUUUGGCGUUCUCGUCUCAUUUGCGUAUAAAGUGGACGGGGAGGAAGAUGAGGAGAUCAUCGUGGCAACGACGAGGAUUGAGACCAUGCUGGGGGAUACCGCGGUGGCUAUUCAUCCGAAUGAUGAGCGCUACAGGAAGCUUCAUGGGAAGUUUGUGCGGCACCCGUUUACGGAAAGACGAAUUCCCAUUGUUUGUGAUGACUUUGUUGAUGUGAAUUUCGGCACAGGAGCUGUGAAGAUCACUCCAGCACACGAUCCCAAUGACUACGAAGUGGGAAAACGUCACAAUCUCCCCUUCCUGACCAUCUUCAAUGAUGACGGGAUUAUUGUGGGUGAUUGUGGGGAAUUUACGGGCAUGAAGAGGUUCCACUGUCGCGUGAAGAUCCUCGAGAAGCUCAAGGAGCUCGGGCUCUAUCGUGAUACCCUCAAUCACCCGAUGGUUGUGCCAAUGUGUAGCCGGUCCAAGGAUAUUGUAGAGCCCAUGAUAAAGCCACAGUGGUAUGUGCGAUGCGACGAAAUGGCUGAACGUGCCAAGGAGGCAGUUCGUUCCGGAGAGCUCAAAAUCCUUCCGGAAGCCCACACAAAGACCUGGUUCCACUGGAUGGAGGGAAUUCGGGAUUGGUGCAUUUCCCGACAACUCUGGUGGGGUCAUCGUAUCCCCGCCUAUCGCGUUGAUUUCCUCCAACGCCCACCAGGACUCCCCGAAGAGGACAUUUGGAUUGUUGGCCGCACAGAAGAGGAAGCAAAACAGCGCGUUCAGGACAAAUACAACAUUCCCGCGGAUGCUUUUACCCUCAAACAGGAUGAAGAUGUCCUCGACACGUGGUUCAGUUCCGGACUCUUCCCCUUCAGCGUAUUCGGGUGGCCCGAGCAAACGGAAGACCUCGAAGUUUUCUACCCAACAGCCCUCCUUGAGACAGGCCACGACAUCCUCUUCUUCUGGGUCGCUCGAAUGGUUUUCUUCGGACUCACCCUCCUGGGGAAGCUGCCCUUCCGCGAAGUGUUCCUCCAUCCAAUUGUCCGCGACGCGCACGGGAGGAAAAUGUCCAAAUCCCUCGGGAAUGUCAUUGAUCCAAUGGACGUGAUUACGGGAAUUGCCCUUGAGGAUCUCCACAAGCAGCUGCUCGAGUCGAAUUUGGACCCCAAGGAGGUGGAUAAGGCCAUUGCAGGGCAGAAGAGGGACUACCCGAAUGGAAUUCCCGAAUGCGGAACAGAUGCAAUGCGAUUCGCCCUGUGCUCGUACAUGACGCAAGGGAGGGACAUCAAUUUGGACAUCCUUCGUGUGCAGGGAUACAGAUUCUUCUGCAAUAAAUUGUGGAAUGCCGCGAGAUUUGCCCUGACCUACCUCACAGGGGAUGUCUAUGCGCCCAUCGAGGGGCUGACUGGCCAGGAGAGCAACAUGGAUCUGUGGAUCCUAUCACGUCUCGCCACAACCAUUGAGACGUGCAACAGUAGCUUUGAGGCGUAUGAAUUUGCCGCUGCAACCAAUGCGUGCUACAGCUUUUGGUUGUAUGAACUUUGUGACAUUUACUUGGAGAGUGUGAAGCCGGUCUUUGCAUCUGGGAGUCCGGAAGCGCAGCAGAGUGCCCGGAGUACACUCUACACGUGCCUGGAGUACGGGUUGAAGCUCAUUUCGCCGUUUAUGCCCUUUAUCUCCGAAGAGCUGUUUCAGCGACUUCCGCGGGCUAACACGGAUGUGCCGAGUAUCUGUGUUGCUGCCUAUCCGGAAGUUGGUGUGGCUCCGUGGAAGAAUGAGGGGAUUGAGAAGGAAUUCGAUUUGAUGAAUCGUGCAGCAAAGAUCAUUCGUUCAGCACGGAGUGACUACAACCUGCCGAAUAAGACAAAAACGGAGAUUUUCUUGGUGUGCUCAGACGAUGCCACGUUGGGCAUUCUCCGGAAGUUUGCCGAUGAUCUCUGUACGUUGGCCUACUGCGCGAGGAUUGCUUUUGGGGAAGCUCCGCCACCAGGGUGCGCCAUUCUCACCAUUACGGCGCAAUGUGAGGUGCAUUUGCUGCUAAAGGGACUCAUCGAGGUGGACAAGGAGAUCACGAAGCUGGAGAAGAAGCAGGAGCAACUGGGGCAGACUGUGAGUAAAUUGAAGCAAACAAUUGCCGCGAGUGAUUACGAAGUGAAAGUUCCGGAAGAAGUUCGCGCCAACAAUGCGGAUAAAUUGGAACAGUCGGAAAUUGAAAUUAAGCGUAUUGCAGCUGCUAUUGAGACGCUGAAAUUAAUGUAAAUUCAUUGAGGUUGUCAGAGUUUAAGGGAAAGACAUUUUCUUAGCUUUUCCUGCUUUUCUUUGUUAAAAACUUUUCAAAUUAUUAUUUAAAAACAUUUAAAAUUCAAUAAAAAAAAAACGAUUUUUCAAUUUUUAUUUGGUUUCUACGAUGAAAAUUUGUCUUUACUCGCAUGAAAUUAUUUUUAGUGCAGUGCAUAAGACCACGUUUACUUGAGGUGAGAAGAGCAAGUUCAAGUACAGCUUUGAACAGAUUUUUUUUACAUUGAUUUUUGCAACAGAAACUUUUAUUUAUUUUUAUUAAAUUAAAGAUUUUCAAUAAAUUGUUGAAAAAAA
Molecule: messenger RNA, 3664 nt
Organism: Lutzomyia longipalpis
Lineage: Eukaryota; Metazoa; Arthropoda; Insecta; Diptera; Psychodidae
Gene: ValRS
Product: valine--tRNA ligase
Exons: 4
Coding region: 197-3331 (1044 amino acids)
Biological process (GO): valyl-tRNA aminoacylation
Cellular component (GO): cytosol
Molecular function (GO): ATP binding; aminoacyl-tRNA deacylase activity; valine-tRNA ligase activity
Source: RefSeq, a predicted model, not a curated record